AUGCCCAUUUUAUUCUUGAUUAUAUUAUUACUGUUUCCGAUCUCCGACGAAGUGCACUUCAAUGGUGGAAACAUCAGAUGGGUACCAAUAAAUCCCUAUAACAAUUCGAGUUCCGUUCAAAUAUCUAUUAUACAAUCUUAUUGGUGGACCUACCCAACCAUAACCUGUGCAGCAAAUGUACCAAUUUCUACAAGUGGUCGAAGUAGUGCAAAUGCUAAUUUGACAUGUGUUGCUGAUUGUUCAACUGACGGUGGUUAUUCGAAGAAACCAGUCAAUAUUUUGACUGAUUGUACUUCAUUUAGUUCAUCAUUGGGCAUAUUGACCAGUCAACGAUCAGUUAAUAUUACACUUAAUGCUAGUGCGCAUUUUUAUAUAGCAUAUCAAGGAAGUGCUUGGCUUACCUUGAAUAAUCCAUCCAAAAGUAAUCUAUAUUGGUCUAUUUUGAGUUUUAUUGAUCUUCGAAUGCGAUCCGAUGGUUUUAUUAAUACUCCACCUGUAGCGAGUGUUGUUUCUCCACAAUACGCGAUUGUGAAUAAGACACUACAGAUUCAAAUACCUGUAUCAGAUUCAAACCAAGGUGAUGAUGUGGAAGAUUUUAUCAACGAAACAAGUCUUAUUCCAAUGAGUUCAGUACCAGUUCAAUUCUUGAUCUAUGUUAUGCCAGAUCCAGCAUGUUACAAUGCUCCUGUUAUUCUUCCUUUAACAGGUUGUUUCGAAGUAACAAUUGGUGUUACUAAGAGUUUCAAUCUUUCUGUAAUAAAUUCGUGUGAUCCCAGUACCACUGACAUUGCUGAUGUCAUUAUUUCACAAGGAUUUGAUGAUAUUCAAAUUAGUAACUUGACAACUUCAUCACUAAAUACAUCGCUUGUUUACGUCACAUUUACUUGGACGCCACAGGCAAGUCAACUUGGGACACAACAAUUAUGCACCAUUGCCUAUACCAGUGACGAAGUACAAUCAGCACAAUAUUGUGUAACAUUCACAGUGAUAAUGUCAUCUAUACCCUGUAUGACGACAACAACGUCAACAUCGACGACUACUUCCACAAGCACAUCCGGUACAACAAGCACAACAACAUCGGUGACAACAACCUCAACAUCUAGUUCAACAUCGACUACCAUCAGCUCAACAACAACAUCAAUAAUCACACCUACUACAACAAGUGAAUCGUCUAAUAAUCAAUCUCUAAUUCUUGGAUUAGGAAUCAGCCUUGGUUUAUUAUUACUCCUAGCGCUUAGUAUAUUGAGUCUAUUUCUUUGUUGUCAAUGGUGUUCUGAAGGUUUCUGGAAACGAAUUCGUCAAAGAUUUUGGGAAAAGAAGAUCAAUCCUUGUGAACACUAUCAGGAAGAACAUGUCUUUUAUAAACCAAUGAACAAAAAUAACAUAUCUCAAGAGCCCAUAACUUACCGAGAACAGUACAUUAAUAAGGAAUCAUUAAUACCGAUGAAACGUCUAGCACGCGCCGAUUCGUUUCUCUCCAGUUCAUCAUCACAUUUUGAUCAGAAUUGGACAAUAGUAACACGAACGACACUUUUGUCAGCACUCUCGCAUAGUUCUAUGCCAAGUGCAGAUAUUCCUUUGCAAACGACCCAUCUAACACAACCAGCAUACCCAGAUUACAGUGGUUCGAUUCUUGUUCGAGCUUAUGUUGAACAAAAACAAAGACAUACAUGA
Rotaria sordida is the source of this 1674-nucleotide messenger RNA. The record is from the annotation of a GenBank genome assembly. Lineage: Eukaryota; Metazoa; Rotifera; Eurotatoria; Philodinida; Philodinidae.